Messenger RNA from Cydia fagiglandana, 3751 nucleotides. It is a transcript of the gene wech, whose product is annotated as protein wech. Lineage: Eukaryota; Metazoa; Arthropoda; Insecta; Lepidoptera; Tortricidae. Gene Ontology annotation, cellular component: extracellular region. The record is from RefSeq and is a predicted model, not a curated record. Bases 377 to 2692 code for a protein of 771 amino acids. Gene Ontology annotation, molecular function: protein binding; zinc ion binding. The transcript is spliced from 2 exons.
UCACCCCACUGCUGACUGAUGUUUUCGUGGUGUUUUACGAUAAUAAAUAAAUAUAAACAUUUAUUGCGAAAUAAUAAAUUUUAUAAGCAAUCGCGAUGGUCAGCGUUAUGUGAAGUCGGUGCAAUAAACUUUACGGAGUCAAUGACAAGCAAUUGUAGUUGGCUAUCAUCGUAGGAGCUAUCUUUGUGCAAUCUACCUGCUUUGUCGGGCAUAUUAUUGUGAAUAAAUUAUCCUGACUAGCCUUAAAGGAUAUCGGAUUUAAACGGACAGAUGGAUUGUAAUUACUGUGUGACGGUUAUUUUGUGAUUCCGACGUAAAUUUGUGCUACAUUUUAAGGUAAAUAUCAGCGGUCUAAUGUCGUGACGUGUCCGGAGCCAUGACGUCGUUCGCGAACAUGACGCAGGCGCUGGGCGCGAGCCUGCCCGCCGCGUCGGGCGCCGGCGCCGGCGCCGCGCACGCCGAGCCCGAGGACCCGCUCGCCAUGACGCACAUCAUCUGCAACCUGCUCGAGAACAUGAACAAACCGCACCCCGCCACCUCCGCCUCCAUGCCCUACGACAUCUGGGCGCUGCCCUCCUGCAGCAGCACGCAGAACCCGAGCGGUCAGAGCCGUGAGUACUCGAGUACUAACUCCACCUCGAACAAUAACAACCAACAUCACUCUAAAGAGGACAACUCCAGCGGCUCGCCCGGCACCUCCUCGAGCGUGUCCAUCACCUGCUUCCGCUGCGAGGAGCGGACGCCGACCACGCGCUGCCUCGAAUGCAACGAUCUAUUCUGUCACGAGUGCUGCCACAGCGUCACCUCCGACUGCCAGCUCAGGGAACACACUCUGCUCCCUAUCCACCAGAUCUCGCCCAUCGGCGUCCGACCCAACUCUGUCAACAACGAGAAGGAAGUGUACUGCGAACUGCACGGUGACCCUGUCAGAUUCUACUGCGAGGCUUGCGUCGUCUUCAUCUGCCAGGAGUGCACACUGUGGGUUCACAAGGACCACUGCUAUACGCCUAUCAAAGGGGCGCUCGACAUGUGUCGUGUCGGUGUUUUAAGAGCUAUAGAGGAUACCAAAACGGGUACUAAAGCUAUUAAGACUGCAAUAGAUCGUGCGGUAGCCAUGUCGAAGGCGUACGAGAAGGAAACCGCUGAGGCUAAUAUGAAAAUAAGGAAGGCGAUGCGUUGCUAUGCGCAAGCUAUCGAGGAUCGCGAGAAGUAUUUGCUGGAUAAAGUGGAAAAGCUGCGCCAGGCAAAAAUGAACGAACUGACUGACCAUAUGAACACUCUGAGAGGUAUUUUAGCAGGUCUUGCACACACAAACGAGACAUUGGUGCGCAGCAUGGACUCGGAGGGCCUCGACUUAUUCAUGGCCAAAGAAAAAGGCAGAGCUCAAGUAGACUACUUCUCGUGUAUGUUUAAAAACAUGUAUAUGACAGAAGAGCGGAUUAUGUUUGUACCUCCCAACUACGAUUUAGUAGACCAGUUGAAGAGGCAGUGUGAUGUGCAGUCCGCCCCGGCCAGCGCCAUGCACACCCUCAGCUCCGUCCCCGCUCUGCAGUCUCGUCAGUCUCUCCUGUCUUUACAAUCAAUGCAGUCUGCUCAGACUUUUCCACCUUUAACAUCAUACAACAUGUCGUCUACUAAUACCCUGAGAUCGUUGCCUGAUUACACAAGGUCUACAAAUUAUUAUGAUCAUAGCAUUUCGUCCAGUAUGGCAUUGGAUUCCAACUUGCCUCGAGGCAUCGGGCAAGCUAUUCCGGGCUACUGGAUGUCGGUGACAGUCAGACCCACGAGAAGUCCAGUUCCCGGGGUUCCCAUGUUUUCAUUCGGCAGAGAAGGCCAGGACGAGGGACAGGUGUCCCGACCUUGGGGUUUGUGCGUUGACAGAGAGGGCAACAUCAUAGUUGCAGACCGAAGAAAUAAUCGCAUUCAGAUCUUUAACAGCCGUGGAGAAUUUAGAACAAUGUUUGGUUCCAAGGGAACCGGCCCGGGAGAGUUUGACCUGCCAGCAGGCAUCACCACUGACACAUACGGUCGUAUUAUCGUAAUUGACAAAGACAAUCACCGAGUUCAAAUAUUUACUUCCUCGGGAAAUUUCAUCCUCAAGUUUGGUUCCUUCGGCAAGGAAUGUGGUCAGUUCCAAUAUCCCUGGGACGUAGCCGUUAAUACUCUGGGCAACAUCGUCGUGACUGACACGCGCAACCACCGUAUCCAACUUUUCACCAGUGACGGGACUUAUAUCACAAAGUUUGUGUUCGAGGGAGCCAACCCCGCCAAGAUGCUGAAGGGGCCUACGACUCCUAGAGGCGUGUGCUUCACCACAUCGGGCAACAUCAUCGUGUCAGACUUUGAGAACCAUCGUCUGCUGAUGGUGGAUCCGACGCUUUCCAAAGUCCUGCACUGCGUGGGGCGAGAGGGGUCAGGCAUAGGCGAGCUGAACCGUCCGUCGGGCAUCGUGACCGACGACGACGGGCGCAUCAUCGUGGCGGACUCGAAGAACCACCGCGUGCUGGUGUUCACGGCGGAGCUGCGCAUCCUGUGGGCCGUGGACCUGAAGAGCCCGGGGCUGGACGACAAGGACCGGCCCAGCGACGUGGCGCUCACGCCCGACGGCUACCUCGUGGUCCUCUUCGAGACGCUGCCCGACACCGCGCGCGACAUCUCCUCGCACGGCAAGCAAUACAUCAAGGUAUAUUAAUCUAUAUAUACAUAGGUAUUAUGUUUACACUAGCUGUGACCUAAGGUCGACCAUAUUCUAUUUUGUUUUGUUUAAGUUGUGAUUUCUUUGAUAACGUGCCAAUUUUAUUAUCCAUUGGAAAGAUCCGAUUCGAGCAUAGCUUGUCCGGAAACUUAGCAUUUGCUCAUGAGAAGUAUUUGCAAAUCAAAUUCUCCUUAAAAUAUUUUGUUAGAUGUUUGGUUACCAUAAUAGUCAUUUGUUUUUUGAUAUCAGCAUUAGACUAGUCUUUAAGGACCAAACGUACACGAUGUAGUAGCAACUUAUUAUCGGUAGCCGUCAGUAUCCAUAGUCUACUCUAACCUAGAUGUACCUACACCAAAUUCAUAGUCGGAGCACUUGCAUUAUGUCGAUUACGCUCUGUCCGAUUAGUCUUACGAUUUAUAAUAUUGAUAAGGAAAAAAAAACUAUAAAUCGUAAGGGAUGUAAAAUCACAAUGUGAUGUAAAAGAUGUUUUUAUGUGAGAUAAUUUAGAAACUUAAAAAGUAUUUUUCCAAAAUGUUAGGUUUGCGUUUUUAACUUGGUUAAACUACUGAAUACCGAUGUUAGUGUGUUUUCUUACGCUAAGUUAUUCACAUUUUAGUUUGGUAGGUAUAUUUCAAUAUAUAUUUUUAUUGAACGCUGUUAUUAGAGCGCUGAGAGCUGUACUAAUUGGCGUGAAAGCUGCUUAUUUCUCAACUACUUCUAAAUUAUUAUUUAGACGAUUUAGAACGCAGGGAAGCGUAGUAUUAUUGUGCAAGAAAAUCAAUGCAAUAAACUUUAAGACUGACUUUAGAAGACUGUCUUAAAGAGCCGGGGCUCUUGUGUGGGCCCCGGGGCGCCCGCGGGCGCGGACUGCCGCGCGGCGCCAGAGUCGCCAUCUAACGCGCGUAUUAUUAAUUUGAAUAAGUAUCGUGAUAUUUUUAUUUCAUGUUUAAAUUGAGCAAAUUUUUCGUUUAAAAUCUAAAUGUAGUAAAAUUUGAGACUGCGGCUAAAUUUAUGUAAAACUUACGUUUGAACGCGUACGAAGAACUGAAAUAUGAA